Molecule: messenger RNA, 9939 nt
Organism: Cottoperca gobio
Lineage: Eukaryota; Metazoa; Chordata; Actinopteri; Perciformes; Bovichtidae
Gene: nat16
Product: N-acetyltransferase 16
Exons: 6
Coding region: 236-1315 (359 amino acids)
Molecular function (GO): acyltransferase activity, transferring groups other than amino-acyl groups
Source: RefSeq, a predicted model, not a curated record
UCAUCACCGGAACUGUGCAGCUCGUGCAUCAGCCGUGAUACCGUCUGCCAUCCUGUCUCCUCCGAAAACCGACACCAAGGACACCACCAACGGCCAUCAUCCGCGGCGGGGCUACGAGGGAAAAAUGACAUGGAGCCUGCUAUCGCACAACAGAGUGGUUUGCUUAAGUGUUUGCGUCAGCAUGGAGCCUACUGGCAUGAAGCACUGGAGCCAAGGAUCUACCCAGGAGACAUGAAUGAUUUUGGUGUCCAUGUUCUCAUCACACCAACAGGAUAAUCUACUGAAGACAUGUUAUUUCAAGAUGAAGAUUGAUACCAGCCUGACUAUGCUCCAGCUCCCAGAGGCCCUGUCCCAGGCAGGCCUUCAGUUUUCUGUGGCCACUGAGGAGGACUUCGAUGAGAUCAUGGCUAUGAGCCAGAACAUCUACGGAGGCCUUGACUACCUGCCCACUAGAUACACCAGCUGGCUGCAGGAGACCAACCGCACAGUCAUAUUGGCCCGCAAACAGGGAAAAGUGAUUGCUCUGGAGUCAGUGUGUGUGAUUGACGAUGGGGAGACUAUGCUGGUGGAAGGUCUACGUGUCGCCCCUCAGGAAAGGGGCAAGGGCGUGGCAGGAGUUCUGCUGCGCUUUUGCUCCGAGCUGGUCAAAUCCAAGUUCACUGAGGUCAAAGUAACCCGCUUGACCCGUGAUGAUCAGCUUGGACCCAAGGAUUUCCAGAAAUACCGCCUCAUAACCAAGCAGGGUAUUCUGCUGGUGCGCUUCAGAGCUGAAGAACUCAAGCUCCGUCUGUCUGACCUUGGUCUGGGGGGAGACAUUCAAUCCUCUUUGUCCACAUCCUCCUCCAAACCUCCUCUGGUGCGUCUCGACCAUACAGCUAUCCACCGGCUGUUUCUGACCAAUGACCUGAUGCAGGGGGUCCUUCCUAAUGCCAACAUCAUUCAAGACUGGCAGCCAUUCAAGCUUUUGCCCAGUAACAUGUCCAUCCUACUGAAGAAGGACAUCGACUGGAUGGUGGAUGAUGUAUCUAACCCUACUGUGGCCAGCCUCUGUACCUUCCCUUUCAGGGUGCCCAUUGGAGAUGACUGGUAUUACCUGAACAUUGACAUGUUCGGUAAAGACCUGGACCUGGCCCGGCAGCAGUUCUUGUGCCACCUACAGUGCCACACUGCCACCCUGAAGGGUCACGUGAUGUGCCAGAUGUUCCUGGACCCAACACUCUGGAAGCCCAUGGCCGAAUUCUGUUGCAACACCUUGAACGUGGAGCUGGUGAAGGAGUACACCGAGCAAUGCGUGGUUGAGUCAGAUGUUAUCUAGUUACAGAAGGUGGCUGGAAAGGAGGAGAAGAUGAUGGAGCCAGAAAGGAAUAAGGACAAGGGUUUACACAACAAGGAACGGACACAACUCAAUUACACUUACCAGAAAAACACGACGCUCUGUACUGAGGAGAUAAAAACCAAGCAAACAAAAUGUAGUCUCUACAAAACAAAACAACUUUUUGAAGUUAGUUACAUUUAACAAUACCCCCAAAAAUACAGGGAGUGGACAUAUUAUUGCAAACACAUCAUGUAUUCAGACACAAUAAGUGUGUCACAAAUGCAUUUGUAAAGAUUAUAAUAUGCACUUGGUGUCCAAGGUGUUGAUACAACUUUACAAUCAUUUUAAGUACCUAUUUUUAAGGCCAUAUAGUUUUGAGGUUUGGUUAAUAUUUUGUGCCUCCAAUGUACAUAAGGGGGGGGGGACGACGACGACGACUAAAUAGCAUUAACACCCUUUAAUAGAGGUCUUCCCGGGGUAAAAAUAACCCAUAACCAAACUCAAAGUUUAUACAUUUCCUUUUUUCUAUUUAAAAUCGAUCCCAUGUGAAAGGGGUUCCAAGAGCAGUCAGACCCAAUUUGUAUUGACUGAGGAUAAUUGGGUCAGCGUUAUAGUGUUUAAAAUUGGUCAGCGGUGCUAAUUUGUGCAGAUUUUUGUGCUUUUUUGGUCCAAAAACAUCGCUAUAAUAAAUGCCGAUGUGACUGGCAUCUAAUGCAGUCCAAAGCAACAACACUACAAACUACACCCUUAAAACUCACUAUAGAGUUGAAUCAUCACCUUGUUAGUUUAUCUUGCGUUUCAUUACUAUGAUUACAGGGGUUUUUGUUAUUAUGUCCACCCUCUGUAUGUCGUAUGGCAUGGGAAGGUGUAAUAAGAGUGAUUAGCUUGGGGAGGCUUUCUCACACCGGUAGCAGUGAUGUACCCUGAAACCUAAAAACAGUCAACAUGCAAAUUCUAUUCUCUAAAGAAAAAAAGGAAGUACCCUUAGGGCAUCUCAAACCUUUCAUCUCUGUUCUUUCUGUAAAUAUGAACCUUCUAAAUAUGUACACAGGCUGAGUUGGGUUACUAAAUCUGCACAACUCUGAAGGCACUUUAUUAAAACUACACAGACAGGUUGUGUCUACGUUAGAAUGAAAAGGAAUAGUUCAGGAUCAAAUAGGGGUAAUUUAUAGAUCCCAUCACCGUAAUGUUGAUAGGUGCAUCUAUUAACUAGCAUAACCUUAGGAACAUCAACAACAAAUCUCUGCAGAAACAACAAACAAAGCCUGUUAUUGAAAUGAACAUGCUCAGUCACAAAAUGGCUGACAAUUUAUCCUUCGUUAUGGUCAAGCUUAUGUCUUAGCUUUUGUCUUUUUAUUGUUUUAAAUCUUUUACUGUAUAUAUUUAUGUUACUAAUUUAAUAUUUUCACUUAAAUGCUGCAAUAAAUUUUUAACAGAAAUUAAUAACUUCUGAAGCUGUAAGUGAAGUUUAGGCUUAGGCUACUUUUAUAGAUUGCUAGCAUAAUGCCAAACAAAAUGCUAACGCUUAAAGAUGUUUAACAGACUACUGUGCAGUUUACUACUGGCUUCAGCUAACGCAGGGAUGAGGUGUAGAAUGGAAAAAACUGUUACAAUUAACAGAAAUACUGUAUACUGAUAUGUUUUAACCAUCACUAAUAUUAGCUGGCAAAUGCCUUUUGAAAAAUAGUGUCCCCUGUGACUACACGCCUACAAGACCAGUGUUAAGAGAAGCUUUGACAAUGUUAGAGCAAACAAAUCUCUAAUUUAUGGUCCUGACCUGAACAGAAUAUUGUGGAUUAUACCAUGGCAGAGGAGAGUACUCAUUUCUGCACAACAGGCACGUGUCUUUUAAAAUGCUAACUGCAUGGCUGUGUUGGUUGAUACUGUAUUGUUGGUCCACCAUUUUUCCCCCAGACUGAAAUAUCUUGACAACUAGGCCUAUCACUAGAUGGAUUGUCAUUAAAUGUGGUACAGAUGUUCCCCAGAGGAUGAUUCCUCGUGACUCUGAUAAUCCCUUGACUUUUCAAAAAGCUAGUUUUAACGUAUCCAGUGAAAUAUCGCAACAUCUGACACAGUUUGGCCUACAAUUUAGUCCAAAAUUUAAUACACACAUUCAUGUUUCCCUCAGGAUUAAUUGACAUAACUUUGGUGAGCCAAUAACUUUUCAUCUAUCGCCAUCAUCAGAUCAACAUUUCCAUUUGUCCAACACUUUAGUUUAUGUCAUUCCAAUCGGCCUCAGCUAUUAUUUUUAUUGAUUAUCAAAUGCUAAUUUAGCAAGCUAACAUGCUAAACUAAGAUGGCAAAGACAUUAUACCUGCUAAAAAUUGUCAUGUUAACUGUCAAUGUGAGCAUGUUAGCAUGCUAACGUUAGCAUUUAGAUAAAAUCAUCGCUGUGCCUAAGUGCAGCCUCGCAAAGCUGCUAGCAUGGCUGUAGACUUGUUUUUUUGGUAAGUGGCCAUGGUUUAAACACAAUACCAGUGUGUCGCCAUAUAGCAAAUAAUGCACUUGGUGGAGGACACAACACUCUGCUUCACAUUCUUUGGCCUCCACCUAUAUGUAGUCCAUUACCACCUACAUUGUUAACCUCUACUAGAGGCAUCAUAGCAGGCCUUUAAAUGUUUUUAACACAACAAGUUUUCUCUAGUGAUUAAUUGCCCCUGUGGCAUUAAAAUUACAUGAUGGAUGAGCAUCCAUAGUGCAGCGCUCACACUCGUAACACUCUCUAAAUCUCCCUUAAAAUGCCCAUAUAGAGGGUGUGACACCGGACAUUACUCUGAGCCAGACAGAAAAAUCUUGUUUGAAAAAGAUCUCCGUUUGUAUAGAACUAUUUUAUUUCCCUGUUGCCUUGACCAGCUUUUAUCAUGACUUUGACCCCCCUUCUUCUUCUUCUGGUAUGCAAUUUUCUAGUUGUGAGAAUAACUGGGCCUGUUUUCUGAAGAAAGAUAAAUGAUAAGUCAAAUCCUUAAAAGGUUUUAAAAGAAGGAACAAAAUUAUUAAAUGGACAUCCUUAAAAAAUAUUUUAGCAAGGAUCUAUUAGAGUGGCCAUGAUCUUCAACAUUUACCAGGGAGCAUAACAAAAUAGGAGGAGAACUAUCUUUUUACCCUAUUGUUUGUAACCAAAGAAAGUCACCACUCAUCUAAGUCACCGAUGCCCUAACAUUUGCUGCCAGGAGUGAAGUGAAGAUAUGGAAGAAUUAGAAGGCCAUGGGUGUGAUUAUUUUUACAAUUAGUUUUUUUGUGAUCACAGAAUAUUUUUUGUAAUCUAUUUAUAAAAACAUGUCUGUUUUAUUGUGAUCUUGGCAUAACAUAACCCAAACUGUGUUCUCAUGAUUCGGAUUUGGUUAAUCUUGGGCUCCACGAUGAGAUAAUAAACCAUCUUAUCAUUAUAGCUGAUUUUGUGUUUUGUAGCUCAUAUUUUGGAGUUCCCAAAGAAGUUUACUACCCAAAUUACUCCUAAUAUAUCCCUUGAAUAUCCCUAUAAUAUUCAAACAAGUUUUAUGGUGUGCCCUCUGUUGUGGAUAAGUAGACUAGUUUCAUUUCCUCCUAUAAUAGUCCUAACAAUAUUACUAGUGCUAGAUAUAGUUUUCCAGUGGUAGGAAAUAGUUGGUUUACAGUAUAGUUAGUGUAUGAGUGUGUGAGCUAAUCAUUCCCAUUUAUCCAUCCUGGUCGCAGUGGCAGCAGGCUAAGCAAGGUAGCCCAUACAUACUUCUCAUUAGCCACAUCCCUCAGCUAGUCCUGUGAUCCCAAGGCAUUCCCCGAUUUCAUGGCCUUUGUAUUCCCAUCAGCAUGUUCUUUGUCUACCCUGUAGUCUCCUCCCAGUUGGACAUGCCUUGAUACCCUCUGAAGGAAGGUGUUAACGAGGCAUCCUCAUCAGAUGCCUGAACCACCACAACUGACUCCUUUUGAGGUGAAGGAGCAGUGGCUCUUCUUAUAUACAGUAGAUGUUUGAAUCGGCAAGCACAUUAUUUUGGUCAUUGGAAAUCAUUGGGUAGGAAGAAGAUUGACCGGUCAAUGAAGAGCUUUACCUCAACCAUGACAGAUCUAUUUGUCUGUCGAUCUUGUGUUCUUAUUUCCACUUGUGGACACAUAACCAAGACAAGAUAACUCCUUGACUUAGGGCAGUAACUCUCUCUAAACCCAUAGUAACCAAUGACCAUCAUGACAGUAGGUGAAAGCCGGAAGGUACAUCAACCGGUAAAUCCAGUGCUUGGCUCAGGUCCUUCUUCAGUUUGGGACCUGAAAGUUUGGUAAAUCCAUUUUUACCCUCACUUGUAAACAAGACCCCAAGAUACUUGAUACUCAGGUUUCUUGUUGGCAGUUUAUCACUCCCAACUCUAAAUGAUCAUGAGAAGUCAGUUUGGUAGCUUUUGUUUAUUUUGUUAUCACAUACAAACAAAGCUUGGUUAUUUUGGUAAUUGUUUUGUGAUUUCAAGAAAAUAACUUUGAAAAAACCAACAAUCAUCUUAACCCAUGUCCUCUACUGCCUUCUGUGCUUGUGUAUGAAGAUGAUGUCUAGGAAGAUGACGAUUUAAAAAGCCUUUAUGAAGGCAGUGAUGAAGAAAUGUACAUAUGCAGCCCUUCUCCAUCCCCAAACACACACACACACACACACACACACACACACACACACACACACACACACACACACACACACACACACACACACACACACACACACACACACAACCAUAUAUUUAGUAUAGUAAACUCCAACCAGCUGAGUACUUUUUGAAACAAACUCUGUACAAUUAGCUAGAUGUUUUCCUCACAAUCAAAUACACCCUCUGUUAAGUUUUACAUAACUCUAACCGUAACAUAGCAAGUAGGAGUAUCCUUCGACAGAUUAUUAUAAAUAUACUCAUUAAUUUAUUUUUUGUUGUCUUGUCAUAAUAAUAUGUAAUACAUGUAAAUACUGUACGUUUUGCUGGAAAGCCACUGGAGCUUGUGAGAUGCCAGAAUGAAGACUUAAUGUUAACACUUGAAUGGCCAAAAAGCUUUUGACAGCCUCAUUUGUAGGAAACAAGCAGUGGCCAGUUGUCUCAGAACCUGUCGACCCAUCACGGAUCAUCUCACUUUAAAAAAAAAUAAAAUAAAACAUUCUAUUUUCAAUGUUCACUUAAUGUGCCCUGCUGCCACUUCACUUUCAGCACCAUUUCAGCAUGCUCUGCUUUCUUGAGUCCUGAUAUUAUCAUCUUCACAGAUGGGGUAGGGGGCAUUUUUUAUAGGCUUUCUUCCCCAUCUACAAAUCAACAAUCCCUUGUAAAAACGUUCUUCUAUUUAAAGGCCUUAGUAUGCUUCAAAGGAAGUAGGUUGUAUGAGAGAAGUGUUUGUACCGGUUAUGACUGUCCACAUUGGAAGGCGUGGCCAAAAUGCCUCCCAUCAUAGCGUCUCUUUUCAAUAAUUCUGUCUUUUGCAAGUCUUUGUAGUCGGGGUGUAAUACAAUUGUAUACAUAGAGAUAACGUUUCACAUGCCCCGUGAACCCACCAUGAGAAAAGGGGCUUCUAGACACUUUGAAUAUAACUUUCUUUAAAGCAUACUGAGGCCUUACACUUCAGUUUUGUAAUCAUUGAAGUUGUUUUGUGUACCAGCAAACUUUUUACCCCUUGAGUUGCUAGGGUCAUGACAAUGUCAAUAAAUUGGCCCGGUCAAUUUCAAUCAAUUUGUGCUGGCAAUUUGAGUUUUGUCAUGUUCUGAAUUUUUUAUACUCCAAGGUGUUUUGCUACGAUGCAAAAAAAAAAGGAAGAUUGCAUAGCUCCAAUGUUGAUGAUUCUUUUCUACUUUUACAGUACUUCCAUAAAGUUGACUCAGUCAUCAUCACAUGUGAAAGAAAGCAUCUUUUGGAUGCUUUUAUUAUGGCUUAUUAAGAGCAUUUUGACAUUCCAAACAAUUUGACAUUAGCAUGCGAAUGAAUCUGGCAGAAGCAAACCGUUUUGUUUCUGUGUUUCUUUGCCUUGUUGAUGAUCUAAAUUGGUCAUUACAUCUUCAAGUCCUCAAUGUACAUGCCUACAUAGACAUAGACAUACACAGAGCCAAAGGUGAAGAGGCUCCUACAAACGUCUGAGGUCUUAAGCUUCACAUAUUGAAACAAGUUUCUGCCACUGAGUUCUGCAGAUUGAGAUCAAUCCAACAAUUGUGGUUUGAUGAAUUUCAGUGAUAGACAUUGUAAAUGUGAUCCAAAACACUUCUACAUUCAACGAGAUCAUUCAACUCAAGGCUUAAGAGUUUCCUACAGUACUGUACUAACUAAAUUCUCUGAACUCUGAUGCACUUCUGCUUGGCUCCCAGAUUUUGAUGUGAAAUUUGCAGUGUGGUUUUGUAUGACACAUAGCCCCACAGAAAACCAUUUUCAGUACGACUUUCACACAAGUGAUGCUUGUUAAUAAAUCAUUUAUUAAUAUAGAUUAGUUAAAAAAAAGCUGUUAACAUGGGCAUUUCUUUUGUUUUUGCAUGCUAGCUAAACAAAGGCCAACAUAGGUCUUGGAUUAACUCUUUUUAAUACCAUUUAUUUUCUUUUUUUAAGUUAUUGUUUGUAAAGGGUUUAUGCAUUGUAACUAAUAGCUUUAUUAAUGUUAAUAAUAUUUCAAUAUUUUAUUUAUGCAUUAUGGUUCAGUAAUAUGGACAACAUUUGGGCUGCAAGAUUGUGAAAAACCCAUAUGGUGUAUAGUAUAUCAUCUUCCAGCAUAAUACAUUUUGUGUUUUGAAAUAUCUCUUCAGCACUCUGACUACGUAUCUUCUGGUUAUUAGAAAGUGAGGGCUGGAAAACACUUAUCUGGGAUUUGGUUGUUGUUUCUUUUCGACAUGUACAGAUUUUGGGUACAUUAAUGUGUUUUACCUUUCCUUUUCGAAGGCGGUGGUGCUCUUCUCUGCGUAGAUCUGCAGAGAUAUAUGUCCUUAUUUGCCACCACUGUUAACCACCACUGUUAAGGUUUGUCAAUAGAAUUUUGGUUUAAAGAAACAAACAGUAUUGAUAGGAUAUGGGAAAUAAACACCAAUCCAGGUUUAAUUUUUUUUUAGCUGCCAUUGCUUUCAUAGACAAGUCAUAAUUUACUUGGUGAAUUGACAUCCUCUCCAGGUAAAUAUUGUAUUUAGGCAUUUGAACAAACAAUUUAUGCUGUCUUUAAUGAAUUUUUCCCAACCUGAUAAUCCAAAGGUCCUUUGUACAAAUGGUUUAUUGCUGCUUUAUAAAGCAUAUAUAAAUGAUGUAUUACCCAUUAGGUCAUUAGUGACACCAAAAUUGGUUAAAUGGGUUAAAAAAAUUCAAAGAUUGGUUAUAGAGCCCACUAGCGCCCCAAAAUCCCAUUAAUCAGGGAACGUAUCUUUUGUCAUGAAGUCUCAGAUGUGUUUCCAGUUUUCCAGAGUGCUGGAUGCCUAUGCUUACUUCUAAUAUAGCACACACAUAUACAAUAUGUUCAGUAGAUACACUGGAUUUUAUGCAUAACAUUUCUUCACUGGAUGUGGAUGCAUUGUGUGCUUGAGGGAAGCUCAAAGAAGUGCCAAAUUUCAUGACCGCUAAACUUCCAUGUUUGUCAAUUAGCCUACGAAAAUUUAAGAAAAAGCAGCAAAUUUAUAGAAUUUUGGGUUUUGUUGGGUUAAAUAUUUGUCUUUUUACGUAAUACCAUAGCACACAAACGAAAGUCAAAGGUGAUCUCGUCAGUGGUUGAAUGUGACGCUGAAUUGAAUUAUUGAAAUUAUUAUUUUUUUGUUACUUUUAGCACUUUGUUUGAAAAAUGUGAUGCUUGUAUACUUUGUAUACAAGUGAAUAAAAUGCUAACACAUUGUGCUGCAAACCCUAUAAGUAUUAUAGGGUUAAAUGUUAUAUUAUUGUAUGUUUUAUGACUUACUGUACAAGCCAUUGAGUUAGUGGGUAAAGCAGCAUGCACUUUAGUUGUCUUUGGCAAUAAUAGAUAAGCUCCCUUCUCCUGUAAAGUAGCAUCGACUUCAGUGAAAAACACAUGUUCUUGUCGAACAUCUUGAUGUCCGGAAACAAUCAUCCAGUGUCUCUGUCGGUUUGACAAUGUUUCUCCAAAGCUGAACCAUUUGACAAAUGACAUGUAGAGCAGUUUGUACAUUAGUAUACAGUGGCAUUGAAAAUAAGACUAUAUUUUAACAACUAUAAGAUUAACACAAUAAGAGGUUGAAAUGGCUGUGUUCUGAGAGGGUAAUGCAGGUUUGGGUUAAGCCAAGAGAUAAAAAAAAGUAACUAAGUACAUUUAGUAUACUAGUUUUUAAGAACUUUACUUUAUGUGAGUAAUUCCAUUUUGUGAGACCUUAUACUUUUACAUUUCAGAUGGAAAUAUUGUCCUUUUUACUCCACAACAUUAACUUGACAGCUGUAGUAACUAGUUACUUUAAAAACUAACGUUGUUACAUGCAAAAUAUAAAUAAGAUGCACUGCUAGAGUUUAACCUAGCCAGUGUCAUGAUAGAAAUGUGUAGGCUUCAAAGAUUUUAUUUUAAUAUGCACUCAAUGAUGCAAAUCUCUGUACAUUAAAUCUUUCUCUGUGCUUGAUUUGUAGUGAUUGCUUUAUCAUGGCUUGAUUGGUAAUGCAUUGGACCUCCAGAAGGGGGAACAUGAACAAACCUUCCUCAUUUGUUGUAUUUUAAGUAAAGACAAGUGACGAGUC